CAAUGGCCACGAGGUGUCCGCCCAAGAGUUGGUCCCGCAGUUGACGCUCGCGUUUGAGAGCAAUUGGCACCGAAUGGAGACGUUUCCCAUCACUCGUGUGAGACUACCGCCGAUGAAGACAUCGCACGACACGACACCCAUUGGCUACAAAGAGGGACAGGAGGUGGAGGUGUUGUCGGCCGCGCAGACGGGCGAACACCAGGGCUUCUGGAAGGCUGUCAUCAAAGAGAUCAAGGGCGACUUCUAUGUAGUCUCGUGUUUGCCGAUCGACACCAAUGAGUCGACAAUGGAUCUCAAGAACUAUACGCUGGACGACAUCUACACCGCCGAUAAGAUUCGUGCCAUUAAUCCCAAUCCAUACCUAUCGGUGAAUCCAUUCUUCAAGUUAGUCAUCGAAGUGCCCAACGAUUUGAUCGCUAAGAACCUGGAGUUGAUUCAGAAGAGCCAAACGCACGAACACUUCCGGAGGGCUUUGGCCUUCAUUUCGGUGACAUUCGUGGAUCACCUCAAGAGUCUGGUGUGCAUUUGGUUGGCCCCCAAUCCCAUCGACCAUUGGAUCCAAAUAACCAAACGUCGAGCUCUGGUUCUGUCGGAAAUC
This is a messenger RNA of Oppiella nova, 598 nucleotides long. The record is from the annotation of a GenBank genome assembly. Lineage: Eukaryota; Metazoa; Arthropoda; Arachnida; Sarcoptiformes; Oppiidae.